Adelges cooleyi (spruce gall adelgid) is the source of this 843-nucleotide messenger RNA. RefSeq lists its product as uncharacterized. The record is from RefSeq and is a predicted model, not a curated record. NCBI's taxonomy places the organism in Eukaryota, Metazoa, Arthropoda, Insecta, Hemiptera, Adelgidae. The transcript is spliced from 12 exons. The coding region runs from base 1 to 843 and encodes 280 amino acids.
AUGAAAAUUUUCUGUAUUUUAAUAUCAUUUAUCUGUGUAAAUGUAUUUGCAGACAUACAAGAAUAUAUAGAUAUAGUUGAAAUGACAAACUCGCAAAUCAAGAUUGCUUCAGACUAUAAAGAUGAUUUAAAAGGAAAUAAAUUGGUGCAUGUAAUUACGGUCAUUUUACACGCAAAUAAACAUCCAUUGUUUUUUAUGAAUUUGAUGUUUACUGUGCCGGAACAAGGAAUAACUUACCACUUUGACUAUCUAAACGAAUCAAUACCGACACAAGAAUUUUUGCAAAAACAAAUAUCUGAUUCAAUAGAUAUUCCUGCUGAUACAACCAAUAGUAAAGAAAUGAUAACAAUUACCAAACGUGAAAAGGCGAGAAGACAUUUUACUGGAAAAGCUUUGAAAAAUGUAGUUAACCAAAUAUUAGAUCAUUCUGAGCGUCAUGAAAUAUACCAAAGAAAUUACAAAGCUAGUCGCAAAGAAAUUGUGAAAUUGAACGAACUUGGAAAGGCGAGAAGACGUCUUACUGGAGAAGCUAUAAAAAAAGUACUUACCCAAAAAUUAGCUGAAAAGUUCUCGACUGACAAGAUGUAUGUUCAGAGAAUUUGCACUUUGAUAGGAAUGUGGAUUAGUGUAAAAACGUCUUUACUAACGUCGUACAUUAUAGAAUCUGACGCUUGUGUAAUAGAUUACGAUGUCGGUCGUUCUGUAAAAUACAGGCCAUUGAAGGGCAAAUGGUGUCAAGUAAAACUCUUUUACAAAGACGAAAAAAUAGAAGAUUUAAAAGUACAACUACUCAAGGAUCAUUUUCUAAUUGAGGAACAGAACCGGCUUAACAAUUUAGACUAG